Molecule: messenger RNA, 240 nt
Organism: Strongylus vulgaris
Lineage: Eukaryota; Metazoa; Nematoda; Chromadorea; Rhabditida; Strongylidae
Source: the annotation of a GenBank genome assembly
AUGGUCCGACAAUUUGGCGCUAAUGCAUACCUUCGAGCGGGUAAUCACACUGUCGGAGCAGUACUCGUCGAAGAACCAGAGGUUAAUUUGCAUGCUCCUAACAACACUAAUAUUGACAAAGAAAGCGCUGCAAUUCUUGACUUUGACUACGAAUCUUUAGUCAGAGCCAAUGAUACCGCUAACAUGAAUUCAUUACGGGAAGGUACGGAUCUCUUAAAACAACUAGUGAAAGCUGCGUAG